AUGGGUUGGUCCCCGUUCAAGCCCUGUCCGUCCGGCCCCAAGUGGUGCCUCCUAUUUCAGUGCUUCACGGACAACUUACUCUUAUGUUGCGUCUUUGCGACCCGUUUGCUGGGCAUGAGCGCAAAACAGCAAACUAGUACCGUCAAGUCACAGACAGGCGGAGCAAACCUCGGAGCUGGCUCAUCAUCGUGUGUUAAGCCAUCCUCAUGUCGCAUCAUCCGCGUUUGUUGCCGGGCUCAGCAGCUCAGCCGCAAACAAAUCGAAAUGGCUUUAAAAUACCCGUGGGAAAAUGUAACGAACCUGUCGUUUUGCUGCCAUGAUAAAUGCUUUGAAGGCACUGGUGCUCGCUUCUUAAGCGUUUACACCCGGAGAGGCUUCAUCCCCUUGAUACUCUUCGCCAUGCGGACGACGAGUCAGCCAUCGUCUCACGAUCAGGUACUAUCGGUGGCUCGUUCUGGGUCUACCACACCUGGCCCAGACACCUGUGGCUGGAUAUCUGGAAAUCGAGGUUGUAGAGCGGCGUACCGGGCGAGCUCCGCAACGCCAACCUACCCGUUGCGAGUCCCCAUGUUAACGAGAGGAGCACGGCAGAUCACCCACUUACAUGCAAUCCGGGCCAAGUAUGCGGCGUAG
Purpureocillium lilacinum is the source of this 633-nucleotide messenger RNA. The record is from RefSeq and is a predicted model, not a curated record. Lineage: Eukaryota; Fungi; Ascomycota; Sordariomycetes; Hypocreales; Ophiocordycipitaceae.